UUUGUGGUCCGUCAGACCAGCUCUACUUGGUGUGGGCAGGAUAUGCUCUGUAACCUCUUCUGUGUCGCUCAACUAGGUUUAGUCCUGUAGAUUUAGCAUUUAGCAUCGAUGUUCAGGUCUCUCUGACAAAACCCUCCAAAUUUUCUUCGCGCACACAACCACACACACCUCAUGUUUCUUUAGCAGUCUGGGUGUUGUGCAGGCGAAGAGAAGCAACGCCGGCAGAGACGACCUGUGUGCCGCUACAUGUGUGACUCGCGGCUCCCCACACAGCCUUAGCUAACGGCUAGAUCUAUUAGCCGUUAAUCGCAAAUUUUGCCAUUUUCCCUUUUUCAUUUCUUUAUUUCCGGCAGCUUCAGCUCAACUAGCUAAAAGUCACACAGGAUUUAACUUUUUGUUGACUUGCUAACAAGGACAAUUCCAAUUUUCCCUCCCCAAAGACACUUCCAAAGGCAGUUUUGCGAAUUCAAGAAAAGCUUCGGUUUUCGUUGUAGUUGGAUCUCUUGAGUCACGAUGUGGGAGUUCCGCUCUAUGAUGUUCUGGCGGGCGGUGUUUGCCGAGUUUUACGGCACCAUGUUCUUCGUGUUCUUCGGGAUGGGCGCAGCGCUGCGCUGGACCUCGGGGCCGUACCACGUCUUCCACACUGCCCUGUGCUUCGGUCUCGCUGCUGCCACACUCAUCCAAUCCAUCGGCCACAUCAGCGGAGGACACAUCAAUCCGGCCGUCACCUUCGCCUACUUGGUGGGCUCUCAGAUGUCCCUGUUCAGAGCUUUCUUCUACAUUUUUGCCCAGUGCCUGGGGGCCUUGGCAGGGGCCGCGGCCCUCUACGGAGUCACACCCAGCAACAUGAAAGGCACACUGGCACUGAACACGCUGCAGCCCGGGAUCAGUCUGGGAAUGGCGACCACAGUGGAGGUGUUUCUCACCAUGCAGCUGGUGAUCUGCGUCUUCGCCGUCACAGACGAGAGACGCAACGGGCGUCUGGGUUCUGCCGCUCUGUCCAUUGGCUUCUCGAUUACCAUGGCCCACCUGAUGGGGAUGUACUACACUGGCGCUGGUAUGAACCCAGCCAGGUCUUUCGCUCCUGCUCUUAUCAUGAGGAAUUUCAUCAACCACUGGGUGUAUUGGGUGGGGCCCAUGAUUGGUGGUGCAAUGGGGGCCAUCCUGUACGACUACAUGCUGUUCCCUCGUAUGAGGGGGUUAUCUGAGCGGCUAGCCACUCUAAAGGGCACCCGGGCCCCCGAGGCCGAGAACCAGCAGGACGCCCGGGGGGAGCCCAUCGAGCUCAAGACACAAACCCUAUAAACCUAAUCAAAACCUGGGGACCGAAGUCUGGCUCUACCUCACUGGACCAUCUCACCUCCCCGAGCAACAGCCAAUACACCUGUUAAAAUGAUAUCGAAAUAAAACCCCACGCAGAGGGUCGCACAUCUACACUAAAAUCAUGAAGAGAACUGAAUUGAGUAGAGCACUCUGUGUAAUAUUAUAGGUGAGUUGCUAGUACCAGUGCAGGGCAGAGGGCGGAGCUGAAGCAGGGGUUCAGGUGGAUGUGGGCGGGGUUUAUGGUGUGGGAGGGGCUAGAUCCGUUUAUUUAGACAUGCUUUUCACUUUUCAUCUGACUUCAUUUUUCACAAUUCAUUUUCAAUUUCGUUUUCUACAACACAAAUCAUUUUUGGAUGUAUGCUACUUAACCAGGGUGUCACAUUUUUUUCCACACGUUUUUUAUUUUAUUUCCAUGAGAGUUAAUGUGGGUGUGCAAGUGAGUGCCACUGUGUGGGUCUUUUGUGUGUGUGUGUGUGUGUGUGAGUGAGGCAGAUCAUGCACAAGUAUGUAAGCUACAUGUGUUUAGCUUGUGCAUGACCAAGUGUUUGUGUGUCUGUUAACUGAGCAUUUAUUUUGGGUUUUUAUCAUUACAGCUCGCUCAUGUCUGUACCAUGCUCAUGUUUUUUUCUCUUAUUUUUACGGGACUCUAUGACAACCCAAACUGUAUUGUUUGCAAUGAUAUUCCAUUCAUUUGAACUUUCACACAAACCACCCGUGAACUGAGCUGUUUUAAUGACACCAGUCCUUGCCACCAGUCUUUGCAAUUACUUCAAGUUUACAGUGUCUGUUGCCUUUCAUUAAAUCUUUUUUUGAGAAAAACAUCCAUGACUGGGUAAAAAAUACAGCAACAUGAAUCAUAUUUGAAUGCAAAUAAAUACAUGAAAAAGAAAA
Pimephales promelas (fathead minnow) is the source of this 2214-nucleotide messenger RNA. The record is from RefSeq and is a predicted model, not a curated record. Lineage: Eukaryota; Metazoa; Chordata; Actinopteri; Cypriniformes; Leuciscidae.